AUGCUUAUUUUAUUUGAAACAUCAGCUGGCUAUGCCAUAUUUAAAUUACUUGAUGAAAAAAAAUUACAGGAAACACAAAAUUUAUAUGUUGAUUUCGAAUCACCAGAAAGAGCUGCUAAAGUAUUAAAAUUAACACAUUUUGAAAAAUUCGAUGAUACAACACAAGCACUUGCAGCAGCAACAGCAGCAGUUGAAGGAAAAAUCUCUAAACCAUUAAAAAAAUUACUUAAACGUCUUGUUGAUUCUGAUGUACAGGGACAAUUACUUGUUGCUGAUUCUACACUUGGCAAAGCUAUUAAAGAAAAAUUUAGUUUCGAUUGUGUAUGCAAUAGUUCAGUACAAGAUCUUAUGCGUGUUAUUCGUUCACAAGCUGAUAGUCUAUUACAAAUUGAUGAAAAAGAAUUAGCUGCUAUGCGUAUUGGUUUAGCACAUAGUUUAUCUCGAUACAAAUUGAAAUUUUCUCCUGAUAAAGUUGAUACAAUGAUUGUUCAAGCAAUCUCUUUAUUGGAUGAUCUUGAUAAAGAAGUCAAUAAUUAUAUAAUGCGUUGUAAAGAAUGGUAUGGUUGGCAUUUUCCUGAAUUAGCUAAAAUUAUUCAAGAUAAUAUUGCUUUUUGCAAAACAGUUCAACGAAUAGGUUAUCGAACACUUGCAGCUGAACUUGAUCUAUCCGACAUAUUACCAUCAGAUGUCGAAGCACAAGUAAAAGAAGCAGCUGAAAUAUCAAUGGGUACAGAAAUAUCUGAAGAAGAUAUAACAAAUAUUCGUCAUCUUUGUUCACAAGUUAUUGAAAUAUCUGAUUAUCGUACACAAUUAUUUGAAUAUCUUAAAAAUCGUAUGAUGGCUGUUGCACCUAAUUUAACUGUUCUUGUUGGUGAACUUGUUGGUGCACGACUUAUAUCACAUGCUGGAUCAUUACUUAAUCUUGCUAAACAUCCAGCAUCAACUGUACAAAUAUUAGGUGCUGAAAAAGCUUUAUUUCGUGCAAUGAAAACAAAACAUGAUACACCAAAAUAUGGUUUAAUUUAUCAUGCAUCAUUAGUUGGUCAAACAUCUGCUAAACUUAAAGGCAAAGUUAGUCGAAUGUUAGCUGCAAAAGCAGCAUUAGCUAUACGUGUUGAUGCACUCGGCGAAGGUACAGAAGCAACAUUAGGUAUAGAACAACGUGCAGAUUUAGAAAAGAAAUUUUCAAUACUUGAACAAAAUGCGACAAAACGUAUAUCAGGUACGGGUAAAAUGCAAGCAAAAUUUGAAAAAUAUCAAAAAAAUUCGGAAAAAGGACAAUUUAAUCAAGAUCAAGCUUCAACAUUGCCUCAUAAACGCUAUUCCGAUUUUGGUGGACGAGGUGGUGCUAAUAAACGAUUUAAAAGUGAUAACAUGAAUAAAUCAUUUGUUGUUUAA
Messenger RNA from Rotaria sordida, 1398 nucleotides. NCBI's taxonomy places the organism in Eukaryota, Metazoa, Rotifera, Eurotatoria, Philodinida, Philodinidae. The record is from the annotation of a GenBank genome assembly.